Messenger RNA from Botrytis sinoallii, 336 nucleotides. RefSeq lists its product as uncharacterized. Lineage: Eukaryota; Fungi; Ascomycota; Leotiomycetes; Helotiales; Sclerotiniaceae. The record is from RefSeq and is a predicted model, not a curated record. Bases 1 to 336 code for a protein of 111 amino acids. The transcript has a single exon.
AUGGUACGCACGACGAGAUACUUGCUCGUUUCUGCGUUUCUGAGUUAUGUAAAGGUUGGCCUUUGUACCGUGAUGCGUCAGAAUGGACGAAUCAUCGAAGUAUAUUCACCAAAGAGGGUACUAAGAUCUGGACUUGUAAGUAAUUACAUAACAUCUCCAGGCUUUCACACCAAGGAAGAUGCUGAUAACAGAACAGCAUGGAGUGGAGGGAAGGCCAUUGAUGAUUUUAUCAGCGUAUCCAAGGAAGGAAGAAAGAACGGAGAUUUCAUCAUGCACCACGAAAAUGGAACAUUAGUCGACCUCAACCUUCCUCUUGGUCGAGCCAUUGGAAAAUGA